CGUUUACGGGGAGAGUCAUUAGGGAAAAGUUGCAUCUGGGGCUGUCAGCAAGCGAUGUCGUGUCCACAAUUCUGAGAAGCUGGGCAAUCUUAUGAAAGGGCAUGUGUGUAGAAACAGGCUUCGCUUCCUCUUUCCGAGUCUCUGUUUCCUCACAAGAGCGGCAUACUGACGAGGAGGCUCCCGGAGGAGCUGGCUGUUAGGUCAGAGGCCCAGAGGAGGCAGAUUCUUGGAGUCACAAGAGCCAGUGACAUGAGUCUGGCCCAGCCCUCAGCCAGGCAGAGAUGGGAGACUUCAGAGCAAUGAGGACACCCACCUGCCCAUAACCAGCAUCCAACGGGCGCCAACCUGCAGGUCCAGAGCUCACCGGCAGAUGGCGCUGCUCCCAGGCCCGCUCCUCGUGGCCUUGCUGGCUCUGUGCUGGGGACCCAGUGUGGAAGGGUCACAGGGUACCGUCCCGCUGCAGACCCUGCGCUGCUACAAUGACUACACCAGCCGCCUUGUGUGCAGCUGGGCAGACACCGAGACUGCUGGGCAGCUCAUCAACGUGACCCUCCAUCGCAGGCUAAAAGGGGACCAUCCCCAGCCAGUGUCCUGUGAACUCACGGAGAGCCUGCUCUGGUCACUGUGCCCAUCUCCGCCCUGUGUGCCUAGAAGAUGCCAUUCCCUAUCCAGGGCUUGGUCUCUGUCUAGACAGCGGGGGCCAGGGACAGCCGGGCCAGAGCAGAAGGGCCAGGCAGCAGGCCGCUCUGCCCCACGGCCCAGCCUCAGGAGCCCUGUGCUUCCUGUCCCUGCAGUGCAGCCGCCCCCACCCCGAGACGUCCAGAUUUAUGCCACUGGGGACCAAUUCUGGCUGACCUGGAGCGUGGCCCUCGGUGGUCCCAAGAUGUCCUGGCUGUCACAGGAGGAUCUGGAGUUCGAGGUGGUCUACAAGCGGCUUCACGAGUCCUGGGAGGAUGCCACCACCGUGCAGUCCAACUCCUCACAGGUCUCCCUGGGGCCCGAGCUCCUCCUGCCCAGCAGCACUUAUGUGGCCCGAGUGCGGACCCGGCUGGCCCCAGACUCAGACUUCUCAGGGCGGCCCAGCCAGUGGAGCCCCGAGGUUCAAUGGGACUCACAGCCAGGGGACGAGGCCCAGCCCCAGAACCUGCAGUGCUUCUUCGGCUUCGGUGGGACUCACGUGCUCAGCUGCUCCUGGGAGGUGAGGGCCCCGGUGACCAGCUCGGUCUCCUUCGGCCUCUUCUACAGGUCCAGCCCGGAUGCAGGGGAGAAGGAGUGUCCCCAGGUGCAGAAGGAGGAGCUCGGUGGCCUCUACAUCCGCCACUCCUGCCAGAUCCGGGUCGGCAGCCUGAGGCCCGACGGCCAGUACACGGUGGCUGUGCGCCCGCAGAAGGAAGAGAUGUUCAUAAAGAGCUCAGAGCACAUCCAGAUGGAGGCCCCGACCCUCAAUGUGACCAAGGAUGGGGACAGCUACAGCCUACACUGGGAGGUGAAGAAAAUGUACUAUUCCCACAUUGAAAACACCUUCCAGAUCCAGUACCGGAUAGAUGAGGAGAAGUGGGAGGACAGCAAGACCGAGACCCUGAAGAACGCCCACAGCAUGCCGCUGCCCCCCCUGCAGCCCGCCACCACCUACUGGGCCAGGGUGAGGGUCAGGCCCAGCCCAGGAGGUGCCUACAACGGGAUCUGGAGCGAGUGGAGCGAGGAGCAGGCCUGGACCACCGCGUGGGCGCUGCCCACCUGGUUGCUGGCACCCGUCCUGGUCUUUGUCACUCUGGCCCUGGUCCUGGCCCUGCGCUUCUGUGUCCUCCAUGGGUACAGCCUGAGCAAGAAGUGGGAGGAACGAAUCCCCGACCCCAGCAAGAGCCACCUCUUCCAGAGUGGAAGUGCUGGGCUCCUCCUCCCAGGCAGCAUGAAGGCCUUCAUGGGCAGGAGCACGCCUCAGCAGGGGCCCUGGGGUGGCCUCUCCUCGGAGCUGGAUGGGCUGUGCACUGUAGAUCACAGGGACAGCGAGGUGUCAGCUCUCACCACAGAGGACCCUAAAGUUGUCUGUGACCCUCCCUCCGGGCCUCAUUCCACUCCUGCCGCCUCAGACCUGGCUCCAGAAUGUCCCCCCAGCACUCAGCCAAGUCCACCUGCUACCCAGGGCCGGCCUGAGGACCAGCUCGCCACCUUUGACUUCAAUGGUCCCUACCUGGGGCCGCCACAAAGCCGCUCCCUGCCUGACCUCACAGGCCAGCAGGAGUCCCCACAGGGUCCCAAGCCAGCACUGCCCAGCUCCCUGGAGUACCUGUGUCUGCCCCCUGGGGGACAGGUACAGCUGAUCCCCCUGGCCCAGGUCACAGGGCAGGGCCAAGCUGCCCAUGAGGAGUGUCUGCCUGGGCCUGGCACCCAGGCCAGCCCCUACCUGGAAGCUGGGGGAGGCCCUGCCCCUCCUGCAUCUGAGCCCCGAGGCCAGGCACAGGACCCAGAGGACAGCCCAGUCGCUCUGCCCACAAGCUCUGGGGACCCUGAGCACCCGGUCAUGGCCUCUGGUUAUGUCACCACUGCAGACCUGGCACUCACCUUGUCCACAGGGGCCUCAUCUGUCUCCCUGGCCUCCCCUCCAGGCCUGCAGAACCCCAGCCUCUGUCCAGGGCUGCUCCCUGCAGGGCCCCCCUCAGCCCCACCCCCUGAGAAGCCUGGGUUCGAAGGCUACGUGGAGCUCCCUCCAACCAUGGGGCCACCCCCCACAUCCCCUGUGGGCAGUCCCAUCCCUCCUGCACCCAGCAGCCCUGUGCUGAGCCCGGGGGAGCCCUGGGCAGGUGUGUCCCUGCUUCCCUACCCCCAUGGCCUCCUCCUGAAGGACAUUGGGGACUACUGCCUCCCCUCCAGCAUCGGAGCCUGCCAGUUUCCUUUUUAGAUCUGGCCCUCUGCUCCUGGAAGGGGGAGCUCAGACUAAUAUAUCCCGGUGAAGAGGUCCUUGCCUGGGCGUGGUCAAGGUUCAGGUGUAUUGUUCCUCUUCUAAGUGAUGAAACCACUGUGGGGUCUAUCCCUGCUCAUCAAGUGACAAGAAACAGGAAGAAUGGCUGCCCCUCUGCCUCAGCCAGAGCUCUGGCUCCAUCCCCUGGCUUCUUUUCCAGAAUUUUCUGUGAAGUCCAUUGGAGCAAUGGGCAGUGGUCCUCAUACUUUACCAUGCAACUCCAGCUUAGGUUAACAGAGCUUUUGGUUCAGUGGGCUUCCCUGGAGUCUCAGCAGAGAGGUCGGCUGGUGCUAUGGUCUGGGGUCCCACUUUGAGAACCCCUAGUGUUUCCAUACUGGAAAAGGUUAAAUCAUGGCGAUAGUAGCUAACAGGUCAGGUGACCGAGGAAUUAUGCCUUAGGAGAGUGACACUACUCUGUAAAGUUUUACAAUGAAGGUGGGUACAUGUCAUUAUGUAUUUGUCAAAAUCCAUGCAUUCUAGAACACCACGAGUGCACCCUGCUGUAAUCUGUGGUCUUUGGGUAACAAUUGUGUGCUUCUCAAUUGUCACAAAUGUACAAUUGCUGAAAUGGCCAGAGAGUUUACGCCCCUCUAAAUAUCACACAUCACAAUCCUUACAGCCAUGGUCAUGAGGAAAGGAGGCCUUCGGGACCUCUGCCCUCAGGAUGGGGAUCGAUGCCCUCUAGAAGACACCCCACAGUGCCAUGUGAGGACAGGGUGAGGGGAUUCGUCUAUGAGGAAAGGGCAGUCUCCCAGACACUGCAUCGCAUGGCACUUUGAUCUUGGACCUCCAGCCUCAAGAACUGUGAGAAAUAAUCUUCUGUUCGGUGUAAGGGACCCAAGUCGUGACAUUUUGAUCAGAGCAAUGGCUAAGACAACUGUGGUGAGGGUUAGGGGGUCUGUGUGUGCGGGGUUCCCAGGGAGCUGUGAAUACUACAGCCUUCUCAGUGCUGCUGUCAACCCCAAACUGCUUUAAAAAGUAGAGUCUAUCAAAGAGAGAGCGUAAGUAUCCUGCACCCCAUUCCUUUCCUAAUCCUGGAUACUGCAGUAGUCCUUCCUCCCCCAAUAUUUACCAGUUUGGUGAGAAAAAAUAGUAUCUCACUUUAAUUAAUGAGGAUAAACUCUUUCUUUAGUUUUACUUUCCAUCUGUGUUUCUGUAGAGCACUUAUUCAAGCAAUUUGAACACUUUUUCCACAUAGU
Molecule: messenger RNA, 4158 nt
Organism: Fukomys damarensis (Damara mole-rat)
Lineage: Eukaryota; Metazoa; Chordata; Mammalia; Rodentia; Bathyergidae
Product: cytokine receptor common subunit beta-like
Biological process (GO): immunoglobulin mediated immune response; cytokine-mediated signaling pathway
Cellular component (GO): external side of plasma membrane; membrane
Molecular function (GO): protein binding; cytokine receptor activity
Source: RefSeq, a predicted model, not a curated record